AAACUAUAAACCGCAAACAUCCCUACGUGAGGCUCUGGCACGAACCCCUAGGUUUUCCCAAUCAAUGCAUGUUUGCUGAAAACAGUGCUAAGUCCGAACAGGCUGUUUUGGGAAACUCGCUCCGAGUGCGCUUUCCUCUCUGUUUGAACCUGCCAAACACUCUUUACCCCAAAAGAAACAGAAUGACAGACGUUGCUCAGUCCAGAAGGCGCGGUUGGCAUACCAUCUUUGACGACCCUAAUUUAUCUACUGAAUCAAUACGACACCGAGGUAUCGUUGGCGCAGUGUGUCAAUCAGGAUUACGAUCCGUGUGUUGGAAGAUUUACACUGGCUACUUUCCCAGCUUGGAAUUGUCAACAUGGGCAGACAGUCAAGCCGAACACCGACAGCAUUAUAGUAAAUUGAAACAAACGUUCAUUGAGGAACCGGCCGAGAUGAUUAAACAGAGCAACAGCAACCAAGAUCUUACAGACAAUAACCCGCUUGCAUUAAAUGAUAACAAUCCUUGGCAACAGUAUUUUGAAGAUUCUGAGAUAAGAAAAACGAUCCGACAGGAUGUAGAUCGAACGUUCCCUGAUGUCGAGUUCUUUCGCAACUCAGAUGUUCAAGAGAAGAUGACGGAUGUACUGUUCAUCUACUGUAAAUUAAAUGAAGACGUAUCGUAUCGACAAGGAAUGCACGAGCUUCUUGCACCAUUCUAUUGGGUGUUGACUCAUGAAUCUUGGCCGAAGGAUGCGGAUCCGUCAGAACCGGCAGAUAAGUUGAUUGCACAAACGUUGGAUUCGGCUUUUAUCGAGCAUGACGCCUACGUGUUGUUUGAUAAGAUAAUGAAAUACGCAAAGCCAUGGUACGAGUUCAACGAACGGAUAUCCACCAAAUCGCAGGGCGACUUGCGAAACAAUAUACCCAAAUCUGCAAACACGAAACUCAAUCCUGUAGUACUGUCGUGUCAGCGAAUCCAUCAUAAAUACCUUCGCAGCACAGAUCCUGUUCUUUAUGAGCACCUUGAACGUUUUAAUAUCGAGCCACAGCUAUAUGGAAUGCGUUGGCUUCGUUUACUGUUUGGCCGCGAAUUCGAGUUCCAUGAACUAUUAAAAUUAUGGGAUGCCAUGUUUGCAACCGAUCCUUCACUGCAGAUUGCCGAAUAUGUUUGCUUGACGAUUCUUUUACGCAUGCAUGAUCAAUUACUUGCAAGCGAUUAUGCAGAAUGCCUUACGUUACUUAUGCGUGCUCCCCAGGUCGGAAACCCUACCAGUCUUGUUGAACAGGCAAAGUAUUUGCAAAACGAUCUAUCCGAAGGAGGAGGUUUGCAUGUUUUGCAGCAGAAUGAUCUACGACAGGGUAAACCUCCACGACAUUCCCUGUGGGAAGGCAUCCAACAACAGCAGGAAAUGCAUCAAACAAUGUCGCCAAACCGUAUUGCUCACAGAAGAUCUCAUGCCAACUUGGAUAACCUUGCGAGUAUCACCCGCGGUGUCAUGAAGAGUCCUCAAGUUCGAGACCUGAAUCGAGCGAUCGCAGGUGUUAUGGGAACAGUCCAAAAAAACGUGAAUAUGUUUGGUGAUAAUGUUCGGAACAGUCUUGAUGCUACCCCGUCUUCUUCACGUCGACGACUGACAGUUUCGUCCGAAUUUCCAUCCGAUAUUGACCGACAUUUUACUGCAGCCAACAAUCGUCCUACCGUUGUACGUUCAGAGCCAGCUGCACCACCACGCCUGGCCAGUGCGAGACCAUCAUCUCAGCCUCCACAAGCGCAAGAUCUCGAACAACAACAGCAGCAACCCCAAAACGUGAUCGAGAAAAUAGCAGCAGCCAAUCGACAAAUGGCAGACGUACUAGCUAAAAGCAUUGAUGUAUUAGAAACGGAAUUGUUCAUGGGCCAGUCAACGACAUCCACGGAAAGACAUGAUGGCGAGAAAACGCAAGAGAAACAGGAACCAGACCAGGCCGUGUUGAUAAGUGCAUUGACUGGGAUCAAGCACAUACGUGAUGUAUUGUCAGGCAAGCAAUCAUUUGAUUUGGAUGCUUUGUCAGCUGCGUAUGUGACAACGCCAGCACCAACAGACGCAGAACCAACGACGACGGCGAUAAGCAGCAGCAACAAAGUUCCUCCCAUCGACGACGUGGCCACUGUCGGUAGUAAAGACGAUAAAGAUUGGGAGAUUGUGACAGACGAUGGCGAUAAACAAACAACGACGUCGUCUGCUAGCGAACAUCUGGAGACCAAGCCGUGGCCACCACUACAGCAAUCAAAUAACAAUAUGUCAAGCGUUGAGCACCAUGCUACCACCACCACCACCGCCACCACUGCUACUACUAGUGCUCGCUCUACUUCUUCAACGAUGCCCUCUGAUACUACUACUGGUACUGGUGCCACUGCCGCCAAACAAAGUGUCGUGUAUCGGAUUGAAGAUUUAAUAUCUGACCCUACACUACAGCGGAAAGAUUCAGAUACUUCUAAUAGCAACAAAUUCAAAUGGAUUCUUCAAAACAACGACGAUGAGAAUGAAUUCUCGUCAAACAACAACAACAACAGAAGACGUCAGCAAUUUAAACCAUCUUCACCCGAUACCGCUCGAAUGCCACCUUUGCGCACUACGAAUACCAGCUACAACAAGCGCACCCCUACUGCUAGCCUGUCUGCAAGUGAUCUUACGAAUAUGAUGGCGAGUCCUAGUGCCAUAGAUCCUUUGGGAGCAAAGAGUAACGAAUGAAAACGCUGUUUUUAGGGCAUUUAACAGUAAAAAUAAAGAAAUAAGUUUUAUUAUUCUAUUGUGCAUAUGGU
Molecule: messenger RNA, 2785 nt
Organism: Zychaea mexicana
Lineage: Eukaryota; Fungi; Mucoromycota; Mucoromycetes; Mucorales; Lichtheimiaceae
Product: rab-GTPase-TBC domain-containing protein
Exons: 11
Coding region: 69-2714 (881 amino acids)
Biological process (GO): activation of GTPase activity
Molecular function (GO): GTPase activator activity
Source: RefSeq, a predicted model, not a curated record